UUCCUGCUUGUAGACUGGAACCGGGAGAGAGAGAACUCUGUUACUCGCUCCGUCUCCAACUUUCAGAGGAAGUUACCACCUCUUCCCCAGACCCUGUACACAUACUCAGGCAAACACACGCUCUCUUCAGGACUUGACCACAGCAGCAACAGAGCAACAGUCAAGGCUGUUUUUAAUGCCGUGCUCUUUUUUUUCUUUUCUCUAAUUCAAAAUUUGGAGGGAAAGAAGAUUAAGAUUUGCAGUUUGCUUUCUGUGUGGACUGAACAGCUUCUCUCAAGAGUGACGGGGUGGCCAAAUCAACUAUUUAGCCUGAAGACCAAAGAUCACAAGCCGUGAUCCAACAGCAGAGAGAAAAGAGGAGCGUGAUAACUUUGCAUCUGUUCUCCAACUUCUCAGAACAAUAUGAGCUGGAACUGAAGCCCCAUAGUUUCAUUUUUGUGGUGUAAAAGAAGAAAACGGAGUCACUAUGGAUGUGAAGAAAAAGGAAAUGGACCUCCUAAGUAACAGCAUAGCUGCCUAUGCACACAUUAAAGCAAAUCCAGAGAGUUUUGGCCUUUACUUUGUGCUUGGAGUGUGUUUUGGCUUGAUACUCACACUCUGCCUACUGGUGAUUCGGAUCUCCUGCAAGCCACGCACCACCAUUACCCCCUCCACUCCUGAGAAAAAAAACUUAAAGGACAUCAACGAGGAGGAUGAGGACAGUGAUGACGAUGAUGAAGAUGAAGAAGUGGACGAUGUAGAGGCGACUGUUCCGUUGCCCACCACAGAAAUCUCUGUUGGCAAUCACACCAGCCAGUCGGACGGGACACUGAGCGUGAAUGUGUUUACUUCAGCCGAAGAGCUGGAGCGUGCACAGCGACUGGAGGAGAGGGAACGCAUCAUCCGAGAGAUCUGGAGGAACGGCCAGCCAGAUAUCCUGGGGACAGGAACGGGAACUAUUGGAAGAGUGCAUUACUACUAAGAAACAUGAGGCUAAGGAAAGUGAGCCCUGAGAAGAUAAAACAUAGACUUUUGGGUGGGCCUGGAGUCCCUCAAGCCCAAGAGCCUGCGUUAGAUACAAAGUGACUGGAAAUUAGUCAUAUUUGACAUACUUAGCUCUGACAGAGCAGACUGAGAUAUUGCACUUCUUAUGUAGCAUUGAUAAAUCUGACUGAUUAACCAAACCAAUGGAAGUCUUAAAGACUGAAUAAUUCAUAUGGAAGAGGUGUGGAGUGAAUGUGGGGAAUGAUGGGACACUUGAAGUAAUCAGUCUAUUAAACUUGGUGCUUAAUUACAGAAAUGAAAACUAGAUUUGUGUAUGUAAUAAAUGAAAAAUGAAAGUGUCAAUAAGUAAAAAAGAAAUGUUUGUUGAAACAAAGACUAUUUCCGCUAACAAUUCUGACCUUAUAGGAUAAUGACUUUGCAGGAUAAAUCAAAGCACUUCACGAGCAUAUAUACGUGUAUUCUACAACACCAAUCAGAUACUGAAGUCCAAAGGUAUAUACUGAUCAGCUUCAAAAUGAAACUCUAUCUAAUAUUGUUGAUGUUCUUCCUGCACUGCUAAAACAGCUCUGAAAUGUGGAACAGUAAAUGCCACCUUUGUAAGGCUUGCUGGGAUGUGAGGAGCAGGUACUGAAUUUUAAAAUAAAAUCAAGACCUCAAGGUUUUUCAGGAAGAACAUUAGUAUUGUAACAUGAUAUCCAGUGCUAAUCAUAUAUUAAUGCUGUGGCUGAUCAGUGUGUACAAAUCCAAUAUCAUGUAAAAAAAUAAAAAAAA
This is a messenger RNA of Oreochromis niloticus (Nile tilapia), 1755 nucleotides long. It is a transcript of the gene eva1ba, whose product is annotated as eva-1 homolog Ba (C. elegans). The transcript has 4 exons. NCBI's taxonomy places the organism in Eukaryota, Metazoa, Chordata, Actinopteri, Cichliformes, Cichlidae. The coding region runs from base 467 to 961 and encodes 164 amino acids. The record is from RefSeq and is a predicted model, not a curated record.